Molecule: messenger RNA, 2310 nt
Organism: Exophiala xenobiotica
Lineage: Eukaryota; Fungi; Ascomycota; Eurotiomycetes; Chaetothyriales; Herpotrichiellaceae
Exons: 2
Coding region: 459-2165 (568 amino acids)
Cellular component (GO): mitochondrion
Molecular function (GO): metal ion binding; metalloendopeptidase activity
Source: RefSeq, a predicted model, not a curated record
CUUUCUACUCCUACUCCCGCAUCGACUGAUCUUGGCCAUCGACAUCAUCGGGCGUCGGAAGCGGCUGAGUGUGAUGCUUGGCUCGAAGAGUCGUAACUUACCUAGUGCUCGAUUAUCUGUCCAGCGGUUCCCCAUACAGACAAACUACUCCCAAAGAGCUGGAUGACAUCCCGAUCGUCCUUCGAUCUCAUCUUUCAUUAGUUCGUGUCUCUUUUCUAUCGCUUGCAGAGUCAAUCUUGUACACUUGGGCUGCUCACGGCUGAUACCCUUGGAUUGGACCCUCCACACCCUUCCUUCGUGGCAAGUGAUUGUUGAUCAAUGAUAACCUAUCAACUUGACUCCACUGCGCUCUAAAACCUCUCACUUUUUCGCUUGUGUCCGCGAGGCGCGCAGCCUGCAUCUAGAGAUCUCCAGCAUCACGUUUGACUGCUUGGGUCGGUUUCACAUCUCAAAUCAGCAUGCGGACUGCAGCUGUCAGAGCUUUGCGGAAUGCCAGGUUGGCCGCAAGGCAACCCGGAUCGUUAACGAGACAUUAUGCCACGGCGAGAGACCCUUUGCACAAGGAUCCUGCCGAGUUAGACCAUAUCACAGAGCUGCCAAACGGAAUCCGAGUUGCGACCGAGUCCUUACCGGGUCCUUUUGCUGGCGUGGGAGUGUACAUUGAUGCCGGAUCGAGAUAUGAAGAUGAGUCGCUGCGCGGAGUCAGUCAUAUUGUGGACCGGCUGGCUUUCAAGUCAACAAAGACGAGAUCCUCCGACCAGAUGCUGGAAGCCCUGGAAUCGCUAGGCGGAAACAUCCAAUGUGCAUCUUCAAGAGAAGCCUUGAUGUACCAGUCUGCAACCUUCAACUCCGCUGUGCCUGAUACGAUCGGCCUUCUUGCAGAUACCAUUCGAGAUCCUCGAAUAACGGAGGAGGAGGUGCUCCAACAAUUGGAGACAGCCCAGUAUGAAAUACAAGAAAUAUGGUCGAAGCCAGACUUGAUAAUCCCGGAGCUGAUGCAUAUGGCUGCGUACAAGGACAACACACUGGGCAAUCCCCUUCUAUGCCCACGAGAACGACUGGACUACAUCAACAGGGAUUUGAUCAUGAAGUAUCGAAGUACGUUUUACAAGCCGGAGCGGAUCGUCGUCGCUUUCGCUGGUAUCGAACACGACCUGGCGGUGAAAUUGACGGAAAAGUACUUUGGGGACAUCCCUCGAACAGAAAGCUCUUCACCGACUCUAGACCAGAAACCAACUACAUCCGCCGAUGUACCACCAUCCAACUCGCAGUAUCCAAAUUCUCAGUCCUCUUCAGCAAGCAAAUUCUUUUCCAAACUCCCUGGUUUCAGCAAUUUCUCGACAUCCGCACCUCAUCAGGCCACCGUCUCACCUCUAGAUCCUUCACUAAUCCAAUCCGCUCCUACCUCGAUACUUACCCAGCCAUCUCACUACACGGGUGGCUAUUUGGCAUUGCCCCCUUUACCAGCUCCCCAGAACAAUCUGUCCAUACCUCUUUCACACGUCCAUGUAGCCUUCGAGGCACUCCCGAUAUCCUCGGAUGACAUAUAUGCUCAGGCUACCCUGCAGACCUUACUUGGAGGAGGCGGAUCGUUCUCCGCAGGUGGUCCUGGUAAAGGCAUGUAUUCGCGACUUUACACCAAUGUUCUGAAUCAGCAUGGAUGGGUGGAGAGUUGCGUGGCUUUCAACCACAGUUAUACAGACAGUGGUCUUUUCGGCAUCGCUGCAGCUUGCGAGCCUGGUCGAGUCGGACAUAUGGUCGAUGUCAUGUGUCGAGAGUUACAAGCCUUGACGCUCGAUUCAGGCUUUCCCAGUCUUCAGGUCGCCGAAGUCAAUCGGGCUAAGAAUCAGUUGCGCUUCAGCCUUUUGAUGAACCUAGAAUCGCGGUUGGUCGAGUUGGAAGACUUGGGCAGACAAGUCCAAGUCCACGGCCGCAAAGUUGGCGUCAAGGAGAUGUGCGAGAAGAUCGAAGCUCUUACCGUGGCUGACCUAAGGCGGGUUGCUAGACAGAUCUUCACAGGCAAAGUUGACAACAAAGGCCAUGGCACUGGCGCUCCGACCGUGGUCAUUCAAGAGGGAGAAGACCCUAGUGGCAGAAGGAUCAAGCAAAUACCCUGGGAGGAUGUUCAAUCGCGCAUAGCAAGGUGGAAGUUGGGAAGAAUGUAAAUAUGAGGACAUGAAUCCCAGGUAUGAUACCUAACCCUAUAUUUGUACUAUAAUCCUCUCCAGCUGUAAGUCUUCUUCAGUUUGGCAAGCUUCAGCACAUACAUGAUACCACUCCAUAUCACGCUACCAGAGACCAUCGUCAUUC